Messenger RNA from Mytilus trossulus (common blue mussel), 1420 nucleotides. RefSeq lists its product as uncharacterized. Lineage: Eukaryota; Metazoa; Mollusca; Bivalvia; Mytilida; Mytilidae. The record is from RefSeq and is a predicted model, not a curated record. Bases 19 to 543 code for a protein of 174 amino acids. The transcript is spliced from 4 exons.
UCAAUAAUCAAACUCAAGAUGUGGAAGAUAGACGCAGGGGUUUUAAAAAUUGGUGGCAAACAAGCAGUUGAUGAAAAUGGAAAGAAAUAUCCGAAGGUUAAAUCCGUCAAAGAGAGUAAAUUUGUCUACUUGAUUUAUUUCAUUGGUCAGAAGAAGGGGCUUAAACUGGGCAAAGACAAAUAUACAGGUUCCAUUGAAGUAAUCAAAAGUUUUCAGGCCAAACCCUCCAGAAAAAUAACCAAAGAAAAAGAGAACAGACUGCCAGAAGUAACCCAUAUUGAGCCCAGUUUUGGUAAAUCUGUUGAAGAUGAUAAAUUGAUUGGUGAAUUUACUGUUGAUGCUCAGACCCUUUCUAGCCCACCACAGGAAUAUUUAUGCAGGACAGUAAGAGAGGACUGGGUUGUGGAGAUAAGAAAUAAGAUACGUGAGCAAGCAGCAAUCCCACAGGGGACACAUCUGCCUGUGCUAGUGGACCCAUCACAGAAAAAAAAAUCAGACGCAAAUUUGUUCCUGAAGUUUUCACUGCCUACUGCAACUCACUGACAGCAAUACCAGUGUGUAGUAAUGGUGAAGAGUCAGAAGUUUCUGCUCCAGAACAAGUGGACAUAGAUGAAGCAGCAGCAGCUGAUACACAACCACCUGUUACUCAAUCCUCACCUCAAAAUUUUCAAAUAAAUAUUGUUAUAAAAAGUAAGGGAAAGGAAAUUGUAAUUACUGAGGAAGCACAGAAAGUUAUUGAUUUUCAUAAAUCUAUUUUAGAUAAAGCUCUUACAAAAGUACUUCCUUUGGAAGAGUAAAGUAAUUAAAUAUUAAUGUAAUUUAUAAUUCACUUCUAAACAAUUUUCUAAAAGCUUCAUUAUAAUGUCCUCCAUUAUAUACACUAGCUGUAGUGUAAUAGAUUAAAAAAAAAUAAUCUGAAAAUAAAUAUCAUUUUCUUUGUAAAAAUAGAAUAAUCAAUUAAGAUUAAGCGAGGACUACACUAGUAGAUAGGAGUUGACAAACUUAUUUUGAAAUGUAAUUUUGAUUGGGUCAACAGUGGAAAUCACAUGAAAUUUUUUACAUUGUCCCACAAAAUAAAAAUAAAAAAUAUUUCGACUUAAACGUCAGAUAAAAACAGACAAAUUUUUUACAUUUACUCACAAUAUCCUGCUCCUGAAAAUGUUAAUAGAUAUGACUCAGAAGCUGAGACACAAACACCUGCUCCUGAACCUUCAACUCAAAACUUGAUAUUGAUAUUAAAACUAAGGGAAAGGAAAUUGUAAUUACUGAGGAAGCCCAGAUAGUUGUUUAUUUUCAUAAAUCUAUUCCAGAUAAAGCUCUAACAAAAGAAGUGGGUUUGAAAAGUAAAAUAAACCUUUAAUGUAAUUUAUAAGUCAAAACUAAGGGAAAGGAAAUUGUAAUAACUGAGGAAGCCCACAGA